AGUUUUCUUAAAAAAUAUAUAGAAAUGAGUUUAGCAUUCUGGAGCAUUCAUCGUGGGAUGUCAUGAUUAACACAUGUAUGUGCCCAUUGCAGUCACCAACAGUGUGUGUAUAAAUGCCUGAAAUAAUUUAUAUUGCAACAACUUCUAACAGUAGCAGUUUUUCUUUCAGAACCAUUUAGAAUAAGCACGGAGAGAAUUCCAGAUGGUAUGGAAUUAUUGGCAUACAAGUACAAGGUAAUCUGGAACUGUUAUUGAAACAAUUGCCCAAAUAUUUUAGUAUGGGUAUAAGGAGGAAAGAAUAAUGUGUAUUUUUUUCUCUCUCAAGGAAAAAUGUAGGGUAGAAUCAAGUACAGAAUCUGAAUCCGAUACUUAUAUUGAGGUAAUUCUUUUCCCUUUCCCUAGAAAAUGCUAAAAGUUUGUCUAAUGUCUGAUUAAGUUUAUUUGCCCACUACAGGCUUUGAUGAACCCAAUUCUUGGCUCUGCAAAGAAACCUGAUGUAACAAAACAUUUGGAUCCUUACGAUGGAGACUCUGAAAAUACCUCCAGUCAAUCUGACAGCACUAUAAACCACCCAGAAGAUAUCUACAUUGAUGAGCCAGGACACCAAUCCCAUUCUCUUGUAGCAACUGAUGAAGAAAAGUUGAGAGAAUUUCAAGAAGCAUCAGUAGUGAUGAAUGUUGAAUCUGUGUGCACUUCUAUACAACUGGAUACCACAGUAACAGAACCUGUGCUUACACCUGAUGAGUCAAUGCAAUCUGGCAGUGAAUCUGCUGUUCAAUCAAAACAAGAGCACGAGCAAUUGGAAACUGAUGGACUUGUGCCAGAUACAAAAUGUGGAGAGCAAGGGUUGUCCCCAAGUUUUGGGGUUCUUACUGUGUUCCCUCCAGUAAAUACAGGUAUUGGCGAACUUGCCAUUCUGAACAUGCUCACUCCAGGAAACCAUGGGGAUGAUGAACCCAGGCAUCGAGACUUUCACCACCAAUGCUCAAUGUCAGUCUUAAAGCCUCCUAGUGGAAUCGUUAAAGAAAAGUUGUCGUCAAAAAGAAAGCUAGGGAACUCUAUGAUGGAUGCAGGUAACGAAAAGAUGCGUAAAAAGAAGUGGUGGGAUUAAAAGGUUAUUUUUUGCAGUGAUGAAUUGAUCUGUACAAAUGAAACUGUAGCAAUGAUUAAUUGCUAUCCAAAGGUAAAAUAGAAUGUUCACUGCCUGGUGGAAUGAAGUUUUUGUGCUACUGUGCUUGAUUUGACUGCGUAAACUGGAUAAUUUCACACAUCUUGUAAUGGUUAGAAAGGCCAAGUGAAAUAUCAAUUACUGUGUAUGUCUUGAGGCCAAGAAUGCUUGUUUGCAGUUUCUUUACAAGCUCAAAUAAAAAUGCACUGAGAUUUACCCCUUUGAUUUAUAUCUUCAUUGUU
This is a messenger RNA of Callorhinchus milii (elephant shark), 1410 nucleotides long. RefSeq lists its product as uncharacterized. The transcript is spliced from 2 exons. The record is from RefSeq and is a predicted model, not a curated record. Lineage: Eukaryota; Metazoa; Chordata; Chondrichthyes; Chimaeriformes; Callorhinchidae. Bases 461 to 1111 code for a protein of 216 amino acids.